AUGAAAGAACUGUUAUUACUUUGGAUCUAUUUGGAUUUGUUUCCACUUUUGAGUGCGGUUCAUUUCCUUGGUGGAACAAUCACAUGGAAACCUGUGAAUGCAUCCGCUACUGGAUCUCCCAUUGCUGUCGCUAUUACUCAAACAUAUUCAUGGACAUACUCUUAUAUGUCAUGUAGUAAUCCUUUAAUAGGUUCAAGUGGUUACAUUCCAUCAUAUGCAGGUGUUUCUUCGGAAACCUUGGAUUGUAUUUCCAAUUGUGGUUCGAGUUCAGCUGGCUAUUCGAGUAUCAACGUUCUUCCUCGUUGUACUGACUUUUCUACUUCUGUCGACACUUCUGUUGCACAGCGUACAGAUAUUGUUUAUCUAUCUGCAAACGAUGAUUUUUGGGUCGCUUUUCAAAGCUCUGCUUGGCGUCCAUUACAAACAGCAUCUUCUGCCGAUUGGUCCAUAGCUGCACAUAUUAACUUGAAGAAAAGGUCAGAUACAGGUCUAUAUAACAAUGCACCUGUAGCUACGAUGAUGUCUCCUAUUAAUAUUCCUCAAAAUACUCGAACAGUUAUUCAGAUUCCUGUUGGUGAUGCUGAUGGUGAUGAUCUUCGAUGUCGAUGGUCGACGAAGAGUGGUGGAGUUGAUGAAUGUGGAGAUGUUUGUCCACCGGGUUCACUUCCGUCAGGUACGGUGAUCUAUCCCAAUUGCACAAUAGUCAUUACAGGUACUAUUCUGGAUGCUUGGUAUGCGGUCGCAGUCAUGGUCGAAGAUUUCACGAGCACAUCCAGUACAACUCCAUUGAGUUCAGUACCUGUUCAGUUUCUUGUUCAUGUUGUUGCACCACCUACAUGUCCAACACCACCAGAAAUCAUUGGUAUACCAGAAGAACAAUCGUGUAUCGCCAUUGGUGUGGGUCAAACUUUUCUAUCACAAAUCUUUGCAGUGAACUAUUGUCCUUCGCCUGUCGUCAUUCAAGAUAUUGCCACACUUUCAUUUACGAAUAUGAUUAAAGGGAAUCUUGUGAAAGUGAAUUCAUCGCUCUACUAUAAGAACUUGACAUGGACACCAACUAGUGCACAACUGGGUUAUCAAGUGAUGUGUGCCAUGGCAUUUGAUAGCAAAAAUUCUCAAUCAGCACAGUAUUGUUUCAAGUUUUAUGUAACAGAUAAGCCUGUGUGUUCAUGUCCCGGUGAACCAUGUCGAUCAACCACAACAACUACGACAACAACGGCUACAACAUCAACAACUAGUUCCACUACUUCGACAUCUUCAACAAGCACAACAUCGAGUAGCACGAGUAGUACGUCGUCAACAAGCACAUCAACGACUUCAGCGACAACAUCAACGUCAUCAACAUCAUCCACAUCAAGCACCACGUCAACAACAAGUACAACAUCAACGACAUCAACAACUUCAACAACAUCUACAACAAGCACUACGUCAACAAGCACAUCAACAACAAGCACAACAGCUACAACGACAACCCGAAAACCGGAUCCAAUCAAUUGGCCAUUAAUUGGAACAAUUAUUGGUGUUCUAAGUCUUUUUGCUUUGACUGUAAUUUGCUUUUGUUGUUGUCGCUAUUGUUGUGUCCUUGGCAAUCGUUUAUAUGGAUUUAAAGAAGAUGGAAACAAUGAAUUGUAUCACAUUGAUCUAUGUACUGAUCCCGAUUGUUAUUGGACAAAUAUCUCCAUCUCAUCGAGUGCUUUUACACUUUCGGAAGAUAAACAUAAUCGUUAUCGAAUCCUGAAUGAAAGUCCAAUUAGUAGAACGACGUUAUCAAGUUCAUUGAGUAAUACGAAAGACUGUUUAGUUGAAGAUGCAGAUGAAACAGAAUUAGUUGAUUUUCGAGCUGAUAGUUUUCUUUCAAUGACGGAAGAUCGACCAAUAUCGAAUGUCUCUGUUCAAAAAGUUAAACUCACUGAACGAAGCAAUGGAAGUGGAAAUAUUAAUAUAAUCAAAUCACCUCUUCGUCCAUCGAGUAAUGAGAAAGAAAAAUUACCUACAGAAAACUGUGCAAGCGCUGGAAGUAUUAAAGUAUCUCGUAUCAAAUCAUUAAUACCUUUGAAACUCUCCAAGACAAAUGAUCCAAAAGAUGGAAUAGCUUCAAAACCUCAAAGUGUGAAUGCGGUAAGAAUUACGCAUAUUAAUAACCUCGUAUUGCAACGAUCAUCUGACCCUUUGGUCGAUCAAAAGUUGAAUGAUUCGAGUAAUAACGAACCAAUUCAUUCAUCAGCAAAUCCAAAAAAGGAUAAUGUCACAAUAACACGUGUCCCGACAGGCCAAUCGUCGAAGGAACUACAUAGUUCCCCAUCAUCCGCUAUUCGUACAAUUAUAGCACCACCAACUGUGUAUCCGACAACUAUUUCGGUAUCUUCUGCAUCGAAUAAACCUGAAAACCAGUCACGAAAUGUAGUUCGAGUUGAUCGCUUACCGUCUGAGAGACAAAACUCGGAUGUACACGAUAGUUCCACAUCGAAAACAUCAGUUUCUCCAGUCUCAAAUAAACCGAAAGUCGGCCCGGCGAGUUCAGCACGUGUGAUUCACGUACUGAGCGAAACACCAAAAACUAACUCAGGGAAAAGUAACGAAUUCUGGGCGACGAAUGUUUCGAUAUCACCGUUAUCGGAUAAGCCAAGUAGUGCAACGAAAAAUCCAGUUCGUAUUGAACACGUUUCUAUCGACAAAGAAAUCGAUAAUAAACAGAAACAUACGAAUGCAAAUGUAUUGAACAAUUCAGCUGUAAAACAGAAGAAUCGAGUGGAAUCGGGUGUUUCAGUUGAACGAGUACAGAAAAUAGAUGUAGAAAAAUCUCCAUCAAACACUUAA
This is a messenger RNA of Adineta ricciae, 2817 nucleotides long. The record is from the annotation of a GenBank genome assembly. Lineage: Eukaryota; Metazoa; Rotifera; Eurotatoria; Adinetida; Adinetidae.